Messenger RNA from Etheostoma spectabile (orangethroat darter), 839 nucleotides. Its product is annotated as ribonuclease pancreatic. The coding region runs from base 40 to 705 and encodes 221 amino acids. Gene Ontology annotation, molecular function: nucleic acid binding; RNA nuclease activity. Lineage: Eukaryota; Metazoa; Chordata; Actinopteri; Perciformes; Percidae. The record is from RefSeq and is a predicted model, not a curated record. The transcript is spliced from 3 exons. Gene Ontology annotation, biological process: defense response to Gram-positive bacterium.
UUUGUCUGUUAUGAAUAAAACACAUCUGUCUCUUUUUUAAUGAAGCAUCUUAUUGUGAAAAUCCAGUUGCACUACUUCCUGUCUGCUUUGUCAAGGUGUAUUGCCAUUCAUACCAGGAAACCAGGUGUUUCUCUCCAGGCGUCGAGUCAACACUUUGGCAGUUUAAAGAAACUGUGUGUCUGCCGAUCAUACCAGGAAAUCAGAUCCCUCUCUCUCCAGGCGUCGAGUCGACACUUUGGACGGUCUGAAGAAACUAUCAACAUGAAGAUCUCUAUCUUUGCCGGUGUUCUGCUGCUCUCUGCUGCCGUGCUCUCUGUGGACGGACAGAGUUGGGUUCAGUUUCAAAAUAAGCACAUCAACGAUGGGAUGACUGCUGGCCAAUGUACCGCCGAGAUAGCAGCCAGAAGAAUCGUGACCCCACCCACACUGAAUAACCCAAGAAACAGCUGCAAGGUUUUCAACACCUUCAUCAACACACGGAAUGUGAACGCUGUUUUAGACGUCUGUGUUGGGGGGGGAACACCACAUCGCAACGGUUUUAGAAUUAGCACUGCUACUUUUUCACUUAUCGACUGUAACCUGGUGAAUCAGGUUCCACCGGCCGUUCCCUACAACUGUCGGUACAACGGUGUAGCUCGUAACAACAGAAGGAUUAUAGUCAGAUGUGAAAACGGUCAACCUGUUCACUUUCAUGGAAGUCAGUAAUCCUUUAUUACCUAAUGAACCAGAGUAAUCUAUUACUACCUGAUGAACCAGAGUAAUCUAUUACUAGGUGAUGAAUCAGACUAAUCUAUUACUACCUGAUGACCCAGAGUAAUCUAUUACUACCUGAUGAACCA